UAUUUUAGUCAGGCUAAAAUAGUCAACUACUAAAAUAGCCAACUUUCCAAAUGGAGCCUUUGAAAGAUGUGUACUCUAUUUAAUCCGAUAACCUUUGGAGUAGACCCAAAUGUCAUUGGUGUUUUCCUUAUUCUCUUUAUCUAUGUUUUCUUUCUUUCUCUUUCUAUUUCUCUUUCAAAUAUCUAACGACCAGCGAUCAUGCUUUUCUUAUUUUCUCUCUCUUUCUAAUAUAUAGUUAUCGAUGACCACUUGGGGUUCAUCGGCAACCAUUGAUUGCCAACUUCUUGCUUCACUCUUACCGACGACGAAGGAGAUGAGUUUUUGGAGAAGAAUCAGAUCUAAGUAGAUCUACAUCAAAUUCGUUCUUUGAUUCUAUCAUCAUAUGCCAUUGAGGUUUCUCAUGAUGGCAGAGCCAUUACUAUCGAUGGCGAGCGUCGAAUCUUAAUUUCAGGUUCCAUCCAUUAUCCACGAAGCACGGUUGAGAUGUGGCCCGAUUUGAUUAAAAAAGCUAAGGAAGGUGGACUAAAUACGGUUGAAACCUAUGUUUUCUGGAAUGUUCACGAGCCAAUUCGACGUCAGUAUGAUUUCACUGGCAAUAAUGAUCUUAUAAGGUUCAUUAAGACCAUUCAAUCCGAAGGACUUUAUGCUGUACUUCGGAUUGGACCUUAUGUUUGCGCAGAGUGGAACUAUGGAGGAUUUCCGGUGUGGUUGCACAAUAUGCCUGGCAUUGAGCUUCGGACAGCCAAUAGUGUGUUUAUGAAUGAAAUGCAGAAUUUCACCACCUUGAUAGUAGACAUGGUUAAGAAAGAGGGGCUUUUUGCAUCACAAGGAGGGCCUAUUAUUCUUGCUCAGAUUGAGAAUGAAUAUGGCAAUGUAAUUUCGUCGUAUGGAUAUGCCGGAAAAGCAUAUAGGGACUGGUGUGCAAAUAUGGCCAUCUCGCAAAACAUUGGUGUUCCAUGGAUAAUGUGCCAAGAGUCCGAUGCUCCCGAGCCAAUGAUCAACACAUGCAAUGGCUGGUACUGUGAUCAAUUCACACCAAACAGGCCCAGUAGUCCUAAAAUGUGGACUGAAAAUUGGACAGGAUGGUUUAAGAAUUGGGGUGGUCUAGAUCCACAUAGGACUGCAGAGGAUCUUGCCUUUUCUGUUGCACGUUUCUUCCAAACGGGAGGCACGUUCCAAAAUUACUACAUGUAUCACGGUGGUACCAAUUUUGGUAGAACAGCAGGCGGUCCAUACAUCACAACAUCGUAUGAUUAUGAUGCUCCCCUCGAUGAAUAUGGUGGUUUGAACCAACCAAAAUAUGGACAUUUGAAGCAACUCCAUAAUGUGCUAAAAUCAAUGGAGAGGACUCUUACCCAUGGAAAUAUUACAACCAAUGAUCUUGGCAAUAUGGUUUCGGUAACAAUUUAUGCAACUAAUGAAACAUCAAGUUGCUUCUUUGGCAAUGCAAAUGACUCCAGUGAUGCCACUGUCACCUUCCAAGGAAAUGACUAUAAUGUCCCUGCAUGGUCUGUCAGUAUUCUUCCAGAUUGCAAGAAUGAAGUAUAUAACACUGCAAAGGUAAAUACACAAACAUCAGUGAUGGUGAAGAAAACCAAUGAAGCUGAAAACGAACCAAGUGCGCUUAACUGGUCCUGGAGGCCUGAAAAUACCGAUAAAACUAUCAUGCUCGGACAAGGCCAUGUUUCAAAAACUCAGUUGUUGGAUCAGAAAUUUAUCGAUGAUGCUAGUGACUAUUUAUGGUAUAUGACGAGUGUCCAUAUCAAGAAGGAUGAUCCGAUUCAUAGUCAUAAUAUAAGCAUUAGAGUGAAUGGCACUGGUCAGGUACUACAUGCAUACAUCAAUGGCGAAUACAUAGGUUCUGAAUGGGCAACCUAUGGUAUUUUUCACUAUUUUUUUGAGAAAAAUAUAAAGUUGAAACAAGGGAAAAAUCAAAUAACGCUGCUCAGUGCUACAAUUGGAUUGCAGAAUUAUGGGCCACAAUUUGAUGAGAUAAAUACUGGAAUACCCGGUCCGGUUCAGUUGAUUGGGAGGAAUGGCGAUGAGACAAUCAUCAAGGACUUGUCGUCGCAUAAAUGGAAUUAUAGGGUUGGGCUACAUGGUCUCAACGAUGAGUUGUUUAGCUUAGAUUCACGGUUUGCUGCCAAAUGGCAAUCCGAUAAUUUGCCAACUAAUCAGAGGAUGAUGUGGUACAAGACAACCUUCCAAGCUCCAUUGGGAACCGACCCGGUCGUUGUGGAUAUGCAAGGCAUGGGCAAAGGUAUGGCUUGGGUUAACGGUCAAAGUAUUGGUCGAUACUGGCCAAGUUACUUAGCAAAAGAGGAUGGUUGUAGCCUUGAGGCUUGUGAUUAUCGUGGUACAUAUGACAAUAACAAAUGUGUUACCAAUUGUGGCCAACCUACACAAAGAUGGUACCAUGUUCCGCGCUCAUUUAUUCCUAAUGAUAUCAACACAUUGGUGCUUUUUGAAGAAUUUGGAGGCAACCCGGCGCAAGUGAAUUUCCAAACUGUUGCACCUGGAACUGUUUGUGGAAAUGCUUACGAGAAAAAUAAUAUGGAGUUGUCAUGCGAAGGGCGGCCUAUUUCAGACAUUCGAUUCGCUAGUUUUGGUGAUGUGAAAGGCACCUGUGGUUCCUUCAAAAAGGGCAGCUGCGAGGGUGGAAACAAUCCGAUUGACCUCUUGAAAACUGCAUGUCUUGGAAAAGUAAGCUGCUCGAUUCAAGCCUCGGACGAUGUUUUUGGGAAGUCAAACUGCACUAGUGGGACUACGAAGAGACUUGUCGUGGAGGCUGUUUGCUAGAUUUUUUGAGUUUUCAUUUAUUUUAGAGUAAAUAAUGAGAGUUUUUAUUUUAGGAUAUGGUAGAUUGUUAGCUUAGGGGUUGUAGUGAGGAUUUCUUAGUUGUGCAGCAUUCAUUUUGGGAACUGUUUUUGGAGUAAAUAAUAAAAUAGAAAUUUU
Messenger RNA from Camellia sinensis, 2955 nucleotides. Lineage: Eukaryota; Viridiplantae; Streptophyta; Magnoliopsida; Ericales; Theaceae. The record is from RefSeq and is a predicted model, not a curated record.